AUGUCUGCUCGAGAACUUAUCGAACGGUAUUUGGACCAAGUCUAUACGCGCGAAAAUCCCUCGAUUGAGCUCGUUCGUGAUUGGCAAACGGUAUUGCACGCCGGUGCCAUUUACCCGGUUCAUCUGUGCGGGGCAAACUGCAGCGACGAGACAGCGACACUUAAAGUCUACGGAAAACCAAAGCUCAAAAGAUUCCUUCUGCAGCUGGCAGAUGGUCCGGAAAACACCACAGGAAACUUUCAACAAGGAAAUAGCACCUUUGCCUUCUAUUUCAGACCCCAAACCGUGUUGAAUGCGCUUGACGACUUUUUUGACGAGGAAUAA
Purpureocillium takamizusanense is the source of this 324-nucleotide messenger RNA. RefSeq lists its product as uncharacterized. NCBI's taxonomy places the organism in Eukaryota, Fungi, Ascomycota, Sordariomycetes, Hypocreales, Ophiocordycipitaceae. The coding region runs from base 1 to 324 and encodes 107 amino acids. The transcript has 2 exons. The record is from RefSeq and is a predicted model, not a curated record.